This is a messenger RNA of Epithele typhae, 543 nucleotides long. RefSeq lists its product as uncharacterized. NCBI's taxonomy places the organism in Eukaryota, Fungi, Basidiomycota, Agaricomycetes, Polyporales, Epitheliaceae. Gene Ontology annotation, molecular function: ATP binding; ATP-dependent peptidase activity; serine-type endopeptidase activity. Gene Ontology annotation, cellular component: peroxisomal matrix. The transcript has 2 exons. The coding region runs from base 1 to 543 and encodes 180 amino acids. Gene Ontology annotation, biological process: protein processing; protein targeting to peroxisome; protein catabolic process. The record is from RefSeq and is a predicted model, not a curated record.
AUGAUCGAGGAGGUCUCAGACGACAAGACACCAUGGAUGGCGGACGUCAUCGUCGCUGGCAUCAACAAGGUCGAGUACGACGACAAACUCGCUUACCUCGCCGCUGCUGGCCCUGACCAACGUCUCCGUCGCGCAACAGAGCUGUUCAUCAAGCAGGCAUCCAUCUCCGAAGUCACGAAGAAGAUCGCGCAGUCCGUCGAUGAGUCCCUCUCAAAGCAACAGAAGGAGUUCUUCCUCCGGCAGCAGCUCGCCGCCAUCCAGCGCGAGCUCAAUAGCCUCAACCGCUCGUCACAGGGUUCCGAAGCUCCAGGGGCACGGACGCCCAAGACGCCGUCGGAGCUCGACGACAACGAGCAGUCGGAGGCCGACGAUAUGGCGGAGAUCAAGUCGAAGACCGAAGCCAUGGCGAAGGACAGUGACGAGCGCAAAAUGGCCGUGCAAGAGUGGAAGCGGUUACAGCGCAUCCCGUCCGGGAGCGUUGAGCAUGGCGUCAUCCGUAACUACGUAAGUCGCACCCCUUCUCGCGACUGUCCUGGCUGUUGA